This is a messenger RNA of Mercenaria mercenaria, 1542 nucleotides long. RefSeq lists its product as uncharacterized. NCBI's taxonomy places the organism in Eukaryota, Metazoa, Mollusca, Bivalvia, Venerida, Veneridae. Gene Ontology annotation, molecular function: nucleic acid binding. The record is from RefSeq and is a predicted model, not a curated record. Bases 1 to 1542 code for a protein of 513 amino acids. The transcript has a single exon.
AUGAAAGUGUUAGGUCUCGAAUGGAACAGAGAAACAGAUACAUUGGCGAUACAAAAAGUGCAUUUAUCAAGUGCUCAAAGUGUUACAAAACGUUUUAUUCUGAGCAAAAUUGCAUCUGUGUUUGACCCUCUAGGUAUAUUUGCACCUGUUACGCUUAGAGGAAAACUAAUCAUUCAAACUCUGUGGAAGAAAAAGAUUGGAUGGGACCAAAAAGUUGACGGUCAAGAUCUCAUUAUGUGGCACGAAAUACAAAGAGAUCUUAGCAAAAUCAGUGGACAUGAAAUACCACGAUGUAUUGUAAGUGGAGGUGAUAACAGGAAUAUUCUUUUGUGUUUCUGUGAUGCUUCUACCAAAGCAUAUGCCACAAUUGUGUAUAUGAUGCAAAAAGGUGACUUGGAGCAACACAUAGAAUUGAUGUUUUCAAAGGCUCGACUUGCUCCAACUACUAACAUUAGUAUUCCACGACUUGAACUAAUGGCUGUACUGAUAGGGGUACGAUGUUUAACCUUUGUACAAGAUCAAAUGAAGAUGCAAAUUGAUGAAGUUCAUCUGUUCACAGAUUCUCAGUGUGCAUUAAAAUGGAUUAUGUCAACAAAAGAGCUUCCAGUGUUUGUUAAAAAUAGGGUCAAAGAAAUAAAGGAACACAAGAAUAUCAUCUUCCAUUAUGUGAAGUCUAAUGACAAUCCUGCUGAUAUAGCCAGUCGAGGUUGUUCAACAGAAGAUCUUGUGAAAAGUUAUUCAUGGUGGCAUGGUCCCGAGUGGCUUUUGCAUGACAUUUCCAAAUGGCCAGUAUUAGACCGGUUGUCUAAUACUGAAGAUGAUGAGACUAACAAACCAAAGACCAUCGAAAACGAUGAGAAAGAAAACAACAUCAGUGAAAAUUUGAGUUUUUCAGCGUUUGGAGCAAUUAACGACUGUUUUCCAACAUCUGUCCCAUUUGGGAUAAAUCCAAUGAAAUAUUCUUCAGUGACGAAAUUGUUACGUGUCACAGCAUAUGUGAGAAGAUUCAUUGGUAAAAUGAAAAAAGAAAAAUACAGUUCACAAAGUCUCACUUCAAAAGAAAUUCAAGAAGCUGAAGAUAUGUGGAUUAAACACGUGCAACAUACGAAUUUUUCUGAAGUGUAUGAAGCCCUAAUCGGAAAGAAAAAAUGCAAUCUGCAAUUGCAACUUGGUGUGUUCAUCGAUAAGAAUGGUCUUUUAAGAUGUAAAGGCCGUUUAGAGAAUGCCAGUUUAACGGAGUCUGCAAGAAAUCCGUUACUACUACCACGCGAUGACUCUUUCACAGUGUUAAUCGUAGAAAGAGAACAUAAACGUUUGUUUCAUUCAGGUGUCUCUCAAACUCUAAGUCAACUUAGACAUCGUUAUUGGAUCCCUAGUGGAAGGGCUACAGUGCGGAAAGUUCUUCGUCAGUGUUUAGUGUGUCGUCGAGUUGAAGGAGGGCGUACAAAAUGCCUCCUAUGGCUCCUUUACCUCGUUCAAGAGUUACCGAAUCCACACCAUUCAGUCAUAUUGGAUUGGACUAUCUUGGACCAUUAUAUAUAA